AUGUUUUCAGCUAAUGUUGCAAAUAUUAAUGCCAACCUAAGUUCAGUCCCAAUCCUUAAUGGCUUUAACUUUAAGGAUUGGAAGGAGAACAUUCAGAUAGUUCUUGGUUGCAUGUACAUAGACCUUGCGAUACAGACAAAGGAACCCACUACUCCUACGGUUAUUAGCUGUCCUGAAGAGAAGGCUAAAUUUGAGAAAUGGGAACGCUCUAACCGCACGAGUCUUAUGAUCAUAAAGCGUGCAAUUCCAAACGUGUUCAAUGGUGCUGUGUCUGAAGACACCACCAAUGCUAAAGAUUACCUUGCAGAAAUUAAAAAGCGCUUUGGUAAAAUCGAUAAGACUGGAACAAGCACUAUUCUUAAGAGCUUGAUUUCAAUGAAGUAUAAGGGCAAUGGUAAUAUAAGGGAGUACAUCAUAGAGAUGUCUAAUCUUGCAUCAAAACAUAAGGCACUAAAGCUUGAUUUGCAUGAGGGUUUACUUGUGCAUCUCAUUCUUAUUUCUCUUCCAGUUCAAUUCAACCACUUUAAAGUCAGUUUUAACUGUCAGAAAGAAACGUAG
This is a messenger RNA of Impatiens glandulifera, 558 nucleotides long. RefSeq lists its product as uncharacterized. NCBI's taxonomy places the organism in Eukaryota, Viridiplantae, Streptophyta, Magnoliopsida, Ericales, Balsaminaceae. The record is from RefSeq and is a predicted model, not a curated record. The transcript has a single exon. The coding region runs from base 1 to 558 and encodes 185 amino acids.